AUGAACAGCGCCCCCGCGGAAGAGCUCGAAGGUCCUGCCCCAGUUGAGCUCACCGUCCCUGAUCACGACUGGACAUUUUCCACCUAUACCCUGGAAAAUGGCCUCGUUCAUUUCGAACACCCCAACAAUCUUGGCGUCACCCAUGACAACGGCCUUCCCACGGAGAGCGCCCGUUGCGCUCGCUUCCGCCAGCCCUACAUUUCCAAGGAAAUGGUCAGAAUCUAUCGCCGCCGCUCCCGCUUUGUCACCCGCUUGACCUGCCGCCAGUCUGACCCCGACAUUUCCGCCGUAGCUGAAGGAAAAAUGUGCUUUCGCAGAGAUGAAUUUACCGCGGAGCAACCUGUCUCUAGCCCAGUUCCCACGGGCACAGGCGACAUCCCCGACAUGGUCCGUGGAAGCCGCGCCGCUCUGGCAGAUGCCACCCGCUACUUUGGCCCGGAACUUCUGUCCGACAUGGAAAAGGGGUUUUCACGCGCGUUUGCAGCAGACGAAGAAGUGCCGUUUCUGCCAAGCGUCGAGGAAGCCGCAGGCACCUUGGAGGGCCAGGGGGACGAGGAAACCCUCUCGCUGGUUGUGUCGUACAGGCAUGCCACCAAGAAGCAAGGCUAUAUCCUCAACCUGGACACAGCGGCUUGGACACCGCUGCAUGCAGAUGUGUGCGCACUCUGUCGACGGGCAGGGUGCCGCAAGUUUCGCCUGUGGACCGACCAGAUCUUGUCGUUCCGAAAACCGCGCGCCACUCUGCGGUGGGUGUCUAGCGGCAUCUUUCCGUACAUGGUCUACCCAGUCUACUAUGUCCUGUCGCCCGACGUGCAUGCUGACCUCGCCCGCAUGUGGAUUUCCAUCGAACACCUCUCCGCUUGCUUCGGCCAGGGCUUGAUCCACGCGGGCGGCCCCGUCGCGGGGCAGACGGCGCCCAAGGAAUGGGUUCAAACGUAUGUGCACAUGGAAGAGGGCUGCCGCAGUCUCACCUGGAUGACGGGACUGAAGAACGAAAUGUACCAGGUAGUGCGAAGGGUGUGUGGUGUGAUCAUGUGCGGGCUACUGCGGAACAAGGCCCUUAGCUGGCCGCUCGACGGACAAGACAUUAUCGAAUGGGCGUCCACCAUCACGGUCUCUGCGAUGAGCCCGGACCUUGAGCAUACGUUCACGUGCGAGGAUUGUGAGCGACCGGCUGGGUACCCUUCCUUGUCCCGACUAGCAGGUCUCAUCAGCAGCGCGUCGCCGAUCUUUCCGCAGCGUGCGGAGGGUCACUCAUUUAGCGAUACGCAUCCUAGGCCUAAUGUUCCGGCUCUGCGGUUGGAGAUUGACGGCCGUUCGUGGGAUGGAUUUCGGGAGUGGGUACCGGAGAGUUGUCUGUGGGGUGCCGCAGAAGAUAACCGACGGGACGAAGCUGUGCGGAAAGGGAGCAAAGGGAUCAUCGUUUCGGAAGAUGGAAAUCGGUCAGUAGGUGUGCUCCAGUGGGAGUAUCGCCAAGGGGAGGGAAUUAUUGUUGCAUAUUUGCUUGUAGGGCUUGUGCGGGAGGAAGGGGCCAAGGGGAGGGAGAAGGCGGUCUGGAGUAAGCGUUUCUGGCCGGUGGAUCCGAUCAAGAUGUGGAGGGCGUUUCGGCAGCUGUACGCGAAUACGCGAGAUACUGAGGCGUUGUUUGCAAUGGCUAUCAUUGUAGGGGCGUCGUCGGGGCUGGACUACACGAAUAUUAGCGACGCGCAGGAAGUCAGGACCGUGAAAUUGGCAAAGGUGAAAUGGUAGAAGGAAGAAUUGUCGAGAUGGAAGCUGGCCUUAUGGUUCUUUUUCUUGAAGCUUCGGCACUUGCCGGUAAAAAUGACAACCAGCGAAGA
Molecule: messenger RNA, 1838 nt
Organism: Chondrus crispus (carragheen)
Lineage: Eukaryota; Rhodophyta; Florideophyceae; Gigartinales; Gigartinaceae
Exons: 2
Coding region: 1-1749 (582 amino acids)
Source: RefSeq, a predicted model, not a curated record